Molecule: messenger RNA, 1821 nt
Organism: Hypoxylon trugodes
Lineage: Eukaryota; Fungi; Ascomycota; Sordariomycetes; Xylariales; Hypoxylaceae
Product: citrate synthase-like protein
Exons: 4
Coding region: 235-1656 (473 amino acids)
Biological process (GO): tricarboxylic acid cycle; carbohydrate metabolic process; citrate metabolic process
Cellular component (GO): mitochondrial matrix
Source: RefSeq, a predicted model, not a curated record
GCUGGCUGUCCUUUUAGUUGCCGGGCCCACUAAAUUUUUCUUCGGUUUCCCCAUCCAACCGAAAAAGCUGCCCCUAGUCCGUCAACCCAUUCAAUUUACCAAGGUAAGGACUUUAGUUUUCGCCCUUGAGGCAUUUCAUCAUUCUUUUUAUCCUUUUUCUCGACCUUCUGCUACUUUUUCUGACAUCUCCUUAUCAUCAACCACAACCCAAUUCUCCCCGCCAUACUAUCAGCCAUGGCUACCACCCUUCGUUUAGGCUCCUCCGCCCUCCGAACUUCACUGAGAGCACCGGGUUUCACGGCCCGUACCACAGCUUUCAAUGCCGUGCGAUGCUACUCUUCUUCCAAGAGCCAGACUCUGAAGGAGCGCUUCGCCGAACUACUCCCCGAGAAGAUUGAGGAGAUCAAGGCUCUGAGAAAAGAGCAUGGCUCCAAGGUCGUCGACAAGGUCACACUAGACCAAGUAUACGGUGGUGCACGAGGAAUUAAGGCUCUAGUAUGGGAAGGUUCAGUCCUUGACUCCGAGGAGGGUAUCCGUUUCCGCGGCAAGACCAUCCCAGAGUGCCAGGAGGUUCUCCCCAAGGCUCCCGGUGGCAAUGAGCCUCUACCAGAAGGUCUCUUCUGGCUUCUCCUAACUGGUGAGGUUCCCAGCGAGCAACAGGUUCGUGACCUGUCUGCCGAAUGGGCUGCUCGAUCCGAUAUCCCCAAGUUCGUCGAGGAACUCAUCGACCGCUGCCCUACCGACCUCCACCCGAUGGCGCAAUUCUCGCUUGCUGUUACGGCUCUUGAGCACACCUCGUCUUUCGCGAAGGCCUAUGCUAAGGGUAUCAACAAGAAGGACUACUGGGGAUACACCUUCGAGGACUCAAUGGAUUUGAUCGCGAAGCUCCCCACUAUCGCUUCCCGCAUUUACCAGAACGUCUUCAAGGGUGGAAAGGUUGCGCCGGUCCAGAAGGACAAGGACUACAGUUUCAACUUUGCCAACCAGCUCGGUUUCGGCGAGAACAAGGACUUCAUUGAGCUGCUACGACUAUACUUGACCAUCCACACCGACCACGAGGGCGGUAACGUCAGCGCUCACACCACACACCUUGUUGGUAGCGCUUUGAGCUCCCCCUUCCUAUCGCUCGCCGCUGGUCUCAACGGUCUUGCUGGUCCUCUCCACGGUCUUGCCAACCAGGAAGUCCUGAACUGGCUUACUGAGAUGAAGAAGUCCAUUGGUGACGAUCUUAGCGACGAGAAAAUUACCGAGUACCUGUGGUCCACCUUGAACUCCGGCCGAGUCGUCCCCGGUUACGGUCACGCCGUCCUCCGCAAGACUGACCCCCGAUACACCGCUCAGCGCACCUUCGCUCUCGAGAAGAUGCCCAAUGACCCCAUGUUCCAGCUAGUCAGCCAGGUCUACAAGAUCGCGCCCAAGGUCCUAACUGAGCACGGAAAGACCAAGAACCCCUUCCCCAACGUCGAUGCCCACUCCGGUGUCCUUCUCCAGUACUACGGCCUAACGGAAGCCAACUACUACACUGUCCUAUUUGGUGUUUCGCGUGCCAUUGGUGUUCUACCCCAGCUCAUCAUUGACCGUGCCGUCGGUGCGCCCAUUGAGCGACCCAAGAGUUUCUCGACCGCCAAGUGGGCCGAGAUUGUCAAGAAGCUAUAAAGGAAAGAGAAAAGUUUGCAUUUCUCCUUUAGUCUCAAAAGAGCAUGAUUUUUACAACGGAAAUAGAUCGGUAUACUGAGGGCAGUGGUGUAUCAAGGGGGAGUUGAUUUAGAAAUGCUCCUAUCGAUACCAAAAGCUGCACUUUCUGUACAAUAGUACGUCAUG